AAAUAAAUAAAUAUAUAAUCCUUUAUGAACGAAUACACGUACGAGUAUAAUAAAAUAUUAGAAAAAAUAGAAGAAAAUACGGUUAAAUGACAUGGUCGUCUGGUCCCAGUGUUUCGUAUUAAUAAUAGGCCGAGAAUGUCCCUUGGGCACAGCUCCAACGUGAAGCCGACACCGUUGUUUUCGUAUUUAUCAUAACAUAAUAUCUAGAUUUUUGUUUAAAAUUUCAUUUUUUCUUCUUUCGAAUAAUUUACGAAUUAUCGUCGCGUGAAAUUCGUGGUAGGUACCUACGUGAAAAUCACGUACACCUAUAAACCCGUGCCUGCGAAUUCGCGCCGUACAGUGAUUGUCUUGUCCGUUAAAAAAAAAAAAAAAAUUGAAAAUUAAAAUAUCUUAUCAGCUCUCUACACAAUACAUAAUAUAUUCAUAUCAAAACAGCAUCGUGCCAUCAUCCUACACGGUAACCUCACUGCUACUAGUGGCCGUUCGUCGUGCACGGCAAUCCGGCGAAUCUGAUGCAUGGAUACGUUGACCAGAAACAUGCCGUCCAAAAAACAGUACAACCUCGUGCCCAACGACGAGUACGACACGAGAAUACCUAUGCAUCCGGAAGAAGCGUUCGAGCACGGCAUUACAUUCCACGCCAAGUUCAUUGGAUCUUUAGAUGUCCCCAGGCCAGUGAAUCGAGUCGAAAUAGUGGCUGCUAUGAGACGGAUUAGAUACGAGUUCAAAGCCAAGGGUAUAAAAAAGAAAAAAGUGUCCAUAGAAGUGUCCGUCGAAGGAGUCCGUAUUACUCUAAGAAAAAAGAAAAAGAAAAAACAAUGGAUGGACGAGAAUAACCUGCUACUUAUGCAACAUCCUAUUUAUAGGAUAUUUUACGUUUCUCACGAUUCUCAAGAUAUGAAAAUAUUCAGUUACAUAGCUAGAGAUGGUUCCACUAACGUGUUCAAGUGUAAUGUGUUUAAGGCAAAUAAAAAGAGCCAAGCAAUGCGAGUGGUGCGAACGGUAGGCCAAGCAUUUGAAGUGUGCCACAGAGUAAACCCGUCCGAGGACGGCGGCGAUAGAGACAACGAGGACGUUUCGUGUAGACACGACGACGAGGACGAAGACAACGACGACGACGAUGAUGAGGAUCACCGAGGAGAUGAUUCGGGUGAUGAAGACGACGAGUUGGACGACGGUUCGAUGUCGAAACGAGACACAUUUGAAAAUCAAGGUAGACUGGAAACAUCCGUCGGAAACGAUUCUGUCUCAUCGUUGGACGGAGCCAGAAAAGACGGAGGCCCCGGCGACAUACAACGACCUUUACGACUAGAUAUCAUUCCACCUCCACCGGUUUCAUCAGUCAACCACAGACGUUCUUCGCCAAUGAACGGCAGUGAAGUAUACAGCUCCCCGAUGACUGAAACAUCAAAAGGCGAUGGGGUCCUGUUGUCAUCUUUGAGCGUACAACACGAAAUGCAAUUAUUGCGCCAACAGCUAGAUCAACAAACGCAUCAGACCCAGGCUGCAGUAGCUCAAGUUCAUAUGCUCAGGGAUCAGUUGGCGGCUGAAUCCACGGCCAGAAUGGAAGCUCAGGCAAGGACACACCAGCUUUUAGUGCACAAUAAAGAACUACUGGAUCACAUUGCUUCGUUGGUUUCGUUGUUGCACGACCAGGAAAGGAUCAGGAGUGAACUGCAACAUCAUUCACUUCCUCCGCACUCUAUGAUGUGCGAUCUUCCCACGCCGUCUUCGGCGCCGGCCUCAUACAUGCCGGACUUGCCACCGCCUUCGCCACGUCACAGGGCGGCUGCGUACCACAUGCCCAUGAAUUUCGACUUCAGUUUCAACCAGCCCGCGCAAACGGCCGACCAGCAGUUCCAAGCGCAACUGCUCCAACGGCUCCAGUCGCUGACCGGCACCAUCGCCAACACGCCCGCCGGCCAAUACCAAACAAGGCAGCCGCCGCAGCAGUACCAACCACAUCUGUUCGCUCCAUCGCCGACGGUGCACCAGCAGCAGCCUUCCGUGUCGCCGACGGCCAUCAACUGCCGGGUAUCGCAGCCGUCGUCGUCGUAUUCCGCGUCGCCCGUCACCAACCGGUCGACGUCCGGCGACAGCGUGACCAACGACGGCAUCAUCAAACCGCUGUCGGACGACCACCAGGUGACCGUGGUGGUGGACAGGACGGCCGAGGAACCGCUGCCGCCGCCGGAGCCCACGCCACCGGUGCUGUCGCCGCCGCCGCCCGGCAAGCAGAAAUCGCUGCUGAAGGUGUCGAGUAGAGCCGGCAGUGCCGGCGGCGGCGGCGGCAAAAAGACUACGGCCGUGGUGGGCAACGGGCCAAUAACCAGGUCGACCAGCGAGAAGGUGCCCAACAAGAGUAACCUGAUGAGUCAAGUGCAUCGGACCACUUGGGCGCGACACACUACCAAGUGACAUGCACGCGAGUCCGGCCAACCCGCGUCGACUCGCCUGCCGUUCGUCCGAUAACGUCGUCCUGCUUAGUCCUAACCUAGCGGUUACCGAGUCACGGACAGUGGUCAUCACAAAGGGUGUGCCGUUAAAAAUUAAUAGAUUUGAAAGAGCGGAGAGGAAAAAAAAUAAAAUAAAAUACCCAACGAAAUCGAUAGAGUAAAACUAUUACCGUGUUCUCAAGAUUUUGUAACAAACGUGUAUCUUGUGCAUAGAACACAAUAUCGCGCUCAUUCAGUCAAUAUUCUCCACGGGCGUAAAUACCUAGAAAGGCGUUUCGUCACUCCGUCGGUAAUCGCCAAAUGUCCUCCGUCCUACUGACACAACGGUCCUAGGCUCAUCCCUCUAUCCCAGAUCGUUGACGAAUAACAAUCGAAUCCAAUCCAUCCGUUUACGAUGGCGUACCUCGUAUUAUGCGCCACGCACCAAAACAGUUUCCCCAUAGCUCGGUUACUGCUGCUGCUCGUUCACGUACACGGUUCACGGUACACGGUGUCUGCAACUUUGACGAAAAAAUCAUGGUUUUUUUAUGUUUUUUUUUUUCGCUCCCGUUUCGUCUGCACGACCAUAUAUUGUAUACUGUCUCCUCGAACAAAUCGAUUCAGUGCGAUGGAGCCGAGAACAUAUUAAUAUACAUAAAUGUAUAAAUAUUUUGAUAAAAAAAAGAAAAGCAGUAACAAAUAUCUAUUAUUAGGUUUUAUUUUUGUUCGUGUUGGGACAAAGUAAUGUAUAGAAAUUUUAAUUUUGAAACUUUUUGAGAUUUCUCGACAACGUUAUCGAAUCGAAAUAUGAGAACAUUAUCUGUGAUUACGUAUAGUGAGACUAUAAAACGUUGAGAUCUUGUCUAUAUUACGUUUUCGAAGCGAUAUGGGUACGUGAAAUGUAGACACCAACAAAAUAAUAUUACUACAAAGUUCAGGAUUCCAAUAAAGUGGUUACGAUUUAUUGGGGACCAUUUAUAGUUGCCAAAUAAUAAUGUGUAUUUAGAAAUAUUUUACGUUUUUUACACGUUUUAUGUAGGGAAAAAUUAAAAAAAAAAACUCCAAACAGGCUAACAAUUCUCAUAUUUCAAUUUGAUUACAAUUAUAGUAAUCUUAAAUUUUAAUCGAGUCUAUUUCCAUAAUAAUUUUUAUUCGUGAGAGCCCAACAAAUACCAAUUUGAGACGGUUAUAUAAUAUACAUUUAAUAUAAAAAUCGUAUAUACGGCAUUCUUUCCUGUUUUAUAAAAUACAUAAUACUGUAUAGUACGGGGAAUUGAAAAUAACGCUUGGAAUGCAGUGCACCGAGUUUGACAACUACGAAGUUUUCCAAAUUAUAAAAUUUAUAACAAAUAAUUACUUUAUCCGUCGACAGUCUUCGAGCUUUUAUAUUAUGGAUAUUUGUUAAAGUUAACGGCUUAUCAAAUACAGUAAUACACUCUACGACAGACUGACUAUUUUAUUAAUACUAUUUUAAUCUUAACGAAAUUGUAUUGUUCUUAUUUUGUAAAACCAUGUACAUGACUGUGAAUAUUAAUUAUCCUAAGAAAUGUAGGGUUACAUUAUUUUAUAAAUAAAUUGAAUAUUUAUAUC
Molecule: messenger RNA, 4025 nt
Organism: Sipha flava (yellow sugarcane aphid)
Lineage: Eukaryota; Metazoa; Arthropoda; Insecta; Hemiptera; Aphididae
Product: carboxyl-terminal PDZ ligand of neuronal nitric oxide synthase protein
Exons: 10
Coding region: 517-2418 (633 amino acids)
Molecular function (GO): nitric-oxide synthase binding
Source: RefSeq, a predicted model, not a curated record